This is a messenger RNA of Schistosoma curassoni, 2759 nucleotides long. Lineage: Eukaryota; Metazoa; Platyhelminthes; Trematoda; Strigeidida; Schistosomatidae. The record is from the annotation of a GenBank genome assembly.
UAAAAGGCGCGAUAACUCAUUCGAAUCGAUAGUCUGUUCCUUAUGGAGUCGUCAAUUAUUGUCGCUGUUAGGAUAAGGCCUUUAACGAAACUAGAGGCCUUAAACAACCUACAGUGCCUUGUUCAGAUUCCUAAACCAGGUGUUGUCCGUGUGUUCGAACCCAAUGUUAAGAAUAACAGUGUUCGUGAGUUUCAAUUCGACCACACAUUUUGGUCACUUAACGAUGGAUCAAGUCUUGUGCCACAUGCAAGUCAGGAAUUUGUGUACCGAACACUUGGGCUUCCACUGUUAUUAAGAGCUUUGGAUGGUUACAAUGCAUGCCUUUUCGCAUACGGAAUGACUUCUUCUGGGAAAACAUAUAGUAUAACUGGACCUCCUGAUGAUCCAGGAAUAAUCCGGAGGAUUUCAAAAGACAUGUUCGAGGAAAUUGGAAGAAGAACGGUAUUCUUGGUGGUUGAUGCUGUUUGAUGUUAAUUUAGGAAUGCACUGCAAGUUUUUCUGUUAAAAUGAGUUAUUAUGAGAUAUAUAAUGAACGAAUACGUGACCUCCUCUCGUCGAACUUUACUAGAAACGGGCUUGUAGUUCGUGAACACCCAGUAACUGGCCCAUACAUCGAUGGUUUGUUAUGUGAAGAGGUUUGGUCUGAAUCGGAUAUCAUAAAACGACUUGAUUUUGGGAAUCGUUUACGUGCUGUGGCUGCCACGCCUCUGAACGAAAACAGCAGUCGCUCACACACCGUACUCGUAUUAUCACUGACGAAGCGUUCAACUACUAAAUGUCGUUUAGGAGAUAUUGAAAACGUUUUUAAUAGUCACAUAACCAUUGUUGAUCUCGCUGGAAGUGAACGUCAAACAUCUACAUCUACUUUGAGUGGACGUUUUAUUGAAAGCUGUCAAAUCAACAAAUCGUUGUUUACUCUCGGGAAAGUAAUCACUCAACUUUCCCAGAAUAUCACUUACAAGAGAAGGGCAUUUCCAUCCCCUGAACCACGUUCAGUUGUUCAGGAUACUUGUCCACUGCUUUCAGUAACACCAUGCCGAUUGGUCAAUAAACGACGGGAUUUUGUUUCUUAUCGCGAUUCUUUGCUAACCUGGUUACUGAAGGAUAGUUUAGGAGGCAAUGCAGUCACAGUAAUGCUGGCAACUGUCAGCCCCUGUCAAACUCAUUACGACGAAACAUUAAGCACCUUACGUUAUGCCAAAAAGGCGUCAUGUAUUGUCAAUUCAGCGAUGGUCAAUGAAGAUCCGAAAAGUCGAUUGAUUCGUGAAUUAAUGUCUGAAUUACGUAUCUUACGACAAAAAGCAUCUUCAAUUAUGUUUGAAUCCGGAACUUGUCAGGCUUAUGAGGCAGCGAAGCUUAGAGAAUUAAUUUCCAUUCGUGAAGAUGGUGUCCUACAAUUGCGAAGGAAGCUAACUGAUCGUCGCUCGUCCACUGGGCACCGGUCUAUCCGAGCUGUUACAUCUGAAUUAUGUAAAUCAACACAAACGUCAGAAGUUUAUCAAAAUGAAGCAGAUACCGGGUCAAGAACACUCCGAAGAGCACUUUCUACGCUUAAUUGUACAAAUACUAGUAGUCCAUUACGUAUUCAUGGGGAUAAAGUGAACUUCGAAGACAUAGAAAAACCGUACGUACAAACUGCCUUACCUAGUUCUUCUGAAGUUUCUACUUCUGUUGGCCAUUCUUUGCUGUGUAGUCCUAUGACUCAAUACCAACUUGUUGACCAGAUUGCCAAUUUGAAUUGUACAUUACAAUCUGUACAAGAGUCGGAACUCAAUCAAAAGGUCAUCAUAUUGCAAGAAAAGUUACUAGCGCAAACUCGGUUACUUGAUAAUUUCAGACAGGCCUUUGACAAGUUGAACCGAGAAUACCAAGCUAUAUUGCAAUUGUUUCCUCAUUUGUUGAAGAAAGUUGCACACAUGACCUUACCCGACAGUGAACUCGACGAUAAAACAAGCCACUUAGUAAGUUCGCAUUGGAAUUCUUUAGGUAGUUAUUAUCCUUGAGUUCUCAUCGAGUUGUUUGUCAGUUCUAUAAAAUUUGUGAGAUAAGCUUUAUCUAGUAACAGCUUCAUAUGAUGUUCUUUAAGUUUUUUUUUCUCUUCAGAAUACAGAGCUACGUUCGACCUUUCCCUUUACGGAUACUUCAGCUAACCAACUAAGACAUACCGUAAGUCAUGCUUCCUUCAUCCUUCCAUAACCUUAACAUAGCUUAGAAACACAAUGACUGCAGACGUAACUCGGAUAACGGAUGUGAAUAUGAUGAUGUGAUAUAGACAAUACACGGCAUAGAUGUUAUGAAUUAGAUUAAAACUAUCUGAGCUGUGUAUCAGGUUGACCACUAAUUAACAUCUCAAAAACUCAAGUCAAGUUAGGGAAAUCAAAUAGGAGCAUAUUACAAACGCAGAGGAAUUGAAAGACCCAAAAGCUUACAACUUAUUAUGUUUAAAUAGGCAUAAUGAUAACAUUUUUUCAAUAGAAACUAUUCCCAUAGACAAAUUGCUUUGGCUGUAAAGGAUCAUCUGUUAUCAGCUAUUUCGUGUAGGCUUCCGAAAUAUCCCCAUAUUUCCUAACCAUGUGGUUCUGUAGGUCUACCAAUCAAUAUGCGACAUAAUCUAACAUCCAUUUUUAUCAUUUCAGGUUUCUACCUAUGUACCAGGAAAACCCAGGUGUGACGCAUCUCAACUUAGAUGAAGCUACAUGUCUGCAGAUUGUCAAAGUUCAUGUACAUAAGAUGUUUCUUGUAAAUAAAUUAUCCUUGCA